GGAGACGAGCCCUCAUCUCUACAAUUCCUCCGGUUGCUCUCUGCCGUUUCACACUAUACAGUCCGGUCAAUUAACAAAAUCAGAUAGAUCUGGUCCGUUGAAUCUCCCCAAGCGCAUCAAAUCCUCAACGCUUACGACGCAGCGGAAAUUUCCCGUUUCUUCUUCUGCACAAUCACUCUCGCUCUUCAGGUCAAUGGACUGUACCGAGCCCGAUAUAUCGAGUCACCGGCGAGAAGAAAAUGACGAUAAGAGCCUUCAAAUGGGUGUGGAAGUUGUUAAUGGUGAACGCAAGGGCCAAGUGGAAAUUGAUGGUGAAGAAUGUCAAACCCCGAAAACAAAAUUUUCGUCUUCUAACAAGUGUGAAAUGGAUUUUGAUCGUCAGUCGGAGUCUCGGAGCCCGAAUGUUAGCCGUGGUGAGGUAUCAGAAGCCGGUAGUUUUGUUAAAGGUGAGGAAGAUAUGUAUUUGGUGCCGGAAGUUGGUAUGGAGUUUGAGUCAGAAGACCAAGCAUAUAAGUGUUAUAGCAGAUAUGCUGUCUUGGAAGGUUUCAGCAUCAGAAAAGAUUUCGUAAACAAAAGUAGGAUAAAUGGUGCAGUGGUUUCCAGAAGGUAUACUUGUUACAGGCAAGGUUAUCGGCCCAACAAGCAGAAUUCGAGUGCCGGGAAGCCACGGCAGGAGACGAGAACCGGUUGCUUGGCACAUAUGACUAUUGCACGUCAACCCAACGGCAAGUUCAGCGUCACCCAUUUGGAAAAAAAGCACAAUCAUGAGUUUGUAACCUCUUCUACGGCUCACUUGUUGCCCUCGCAGAAGAGAUUGACUUUUGCUCAAGCAGUUGAAGCUGAUUUGGGUAAUGAUUGUGCGGUGGAUGGGGUGCUGAAGCUUGGAAUGGCGUUUGACUCGGAAGAUCAUGCGUAUGAGUUUUACAAUGUGUAUGCUGGACGAGUAGGUUUUAGUGUUAGGAAGGAUUAUGUAAAUAGGAGUAAGAUAGAUGGUGCUGUGGCGUCGAGAAGGUUUACUUGCUUCAGGGAAGGUUUCCGGCAGAGAGACAGACGGGAUAUGAAUGUUAAGAGGCCUCGAAAGGAAACCAGGAUUGGAUGUUUGGCACAGUUGGUCAUUUCUCGACAGCCUGACGGUAAAUAUCGUGUCACUCACUUUGAAGAGAAGCACAAUCAUGAGCUUGUCGCUCCAUGUAGAGUUCACAUGUUACGAUCGCAAAAGAGAUUAGUUGCGGCUCAAGUUGAAGGAAAUUUAGUAGAUAGUCCUAACGGUCAGCCAAUGUUAGCUUCUGAAUUAGUGUAUAAGAAUUUUAGAGAUUGCAAUGACCUCAGUUUUGAUCCCAUAGAUUAUAAGAAUAAACUAUCUUCCAAACGCACAACAGAAAUGAGGGAGGGAGAAGCUGGAAAAAUUCAGCAAUAUUUUCAGGGAAAGCAUAAAAACCCUUCAUUUUUCUAUGUUAUGCAACCUGAUGCUGAAGAUCAAAUAACGAAUGUGUUUUGGGCUGAUGCAAAGAUGGUGAUGGACUAUAGUGAUUUUGGUGAUGUUGUUUGCUUUGACACAACUUACAAGAUACAUAAAGAUUCCAGACCUUUUGCACCGUUCAUCGGAAUAAAUCAUCAUAAGCAAAUGAUGAUAUUUGGUGCUGCACUUUUGUACGAUGAAACUGUUGAAUCUUACAAGUGGCUAUUUCAAACUUUCAUAGAGGCGAUGUCUGGAAAAAAACCAAAGACCAUCUUCACGGAUCAGGAUGAAGUGAUGGCUGAGGCAAUCGGUUCAGUGUUUCCAGGAACACAUCAUCGAAUGUGUGUGUGGCACGUCUACCAGAAUGCACUGAAACAGCUCGGUUACAUGUUUGCUGGUUCAAGUUCCUUUGGCAGUGAUUUAAGCAGUUGCUUUUUUGAUCAGGAAGAGGAGGAUGAUUUCAGUAAUGCUUGGAAUGCUAUGCUGGACCUGCACGGUCUUUGGGAAAAUGAAUAUUUGCAUGGAAUAUAUGAAGAUAGAGAAAAAUGGGCCAUACCAUAUGGAAGGCAUAUUUUCUCUGCUGACAUAGAAAGUGCAUUACGAUGUGAAAUUUUCACUUCAAACUUGAGAAAGCACUUAAAGCCUGAUUCAGACGUGAUUUUGUUGUUAAAGCAUCUAGCAAAGGUAGUGAAUGAUCUGCACUACAAAGAGUUAGAAGCCAACUACGAUAUGACCCAACGCCCAUCAAGGAUAAUGGGGGAUGUGAUUCUUUUGAAGCAAGCAAGGGAUAUUUACACCCCACCAAUUUUUGAACUGUUACAGCAGGGAUAUGAAACGUGUCUGAAUAUCGUUGUGAAUCGCUGCACUCAUAGUGGGGCAUUAUUCGAGUACAGAGUAAGUAUAUAUGGGCAACAGAGGGAGUACACAGUUACUUUUAAUUCUACCGACGAGACCGUUGCCUGCAACUGUAUGAAAUUCGAAUUUGUUGGAGUUUUAUGCAGCCAUGCGUUGAAAGUGCUUGAUUAUAGGAACUUGAAGUUGAUUCCAACCCAGUACAUUUUGAAGAGAUGGACAAAAAAUGCAAGAGCUUGAAAACUACUGUGGUAACUUUUGGCGCUAGCGCAUGAGAAUUGUUGGCUAAUUGGUUAUUGUUGCUGGAUUUGGAGAAUCAACUUAAUUGUAUUUCCGACAUUAGGUGACCAAAAAUGUAGUUUAGAAACAGAACGUAGUGCAAAUACUGUACAAAUAUCUUUCUAAUAACUUCUUGUAUUUUAUGUUGAUUCACAAUAAAAGAAUAUCAAACCCU
Messenger RNA from Morus notabilis, 2765 nucleotides. Its product is annotated as protein FAR1-RELATED SEQUENCE 5-like. The record is from RefSeq and is a predicted model, not a curated record. NCBI's taxonomy places the organism in Eukaryota, Viridiplantae, Streptophyta, Magnoliopsida, Rosales, Moraceae. The transcript is spliced from 2 exons. Bases 194 to 2551 code for a protein of 785 amino acids. Gene Ontology annotation, biological process: regulation of DNA-templated transcription. Gene Ontology annotation, molecular function: zinc ion binding.